Juglans regia (Persian walnut) is the source of this 913-nucleotide messenger RNA. RefSeq lists its product as uncharacterized. The transcript is spliced from 4 exons. The record is from RefSeq and is a predicted model, not a curated record. Lineage: Eukaryota; Viridiplantae; Streptophyta; Magnoliopsida; Fagales; Juglandaceae. Bases 265 to 696 code for a protein of 143 amino acids.
CUUUUUUCGUUUAGUGUGCUGGUCUUUGGGUAACUCUAAUGGUCCUCUUCCAGUCCCCAAAUUCAAAAAGAGUUUCUCUGCUAUAUAUUAGCGUCAUGUCAAUUAUCAUCAAUAUUCCUAGAACAAAGGGGGCGUUGGCGUGCAAGAUUAGACGACAGAGCAAAGUAGAUUACAAGGUUGAGUAAAGAUUUGGUAUUAUUUUAUCGAGAGCAAAGAGGUUGAGUAAAGGUUGAGUAAAGAUUACAAGAGGAAGAUGAGACUCCCAUGAAACCCAUGCUUUGCCUCAAUAGCAAGAGCAGCCUAGAUAUCAAAAGCAUCAAAGAAGUGGAGGACUGCUUCAUCUUGGACUUCGACCCAUUUGAGUCCAUCGACCUUACCAAGCUCUCCUUAAACAUUAAUCCAUCUGAUGCUUUUGCUGCUUCUGAUGGCACUAGUGAUCUCUGUGUCAUUGCAGAAAAGGGCCAGGUGGCUUGUAGAGAUUAUCCGCAUUCAAGGCAUCUCUGUGUGGACCUUCCCUUUGAGACAACUCCUCAUGAGAACUACUGUAAGCUGUGUUUCUGUUACGUUUGCGAUUCCGCAGCCCCUUGCAAGUAUUGGACGGAUCUCGAGCUAGCACAUUGCAAUGCUUCAGAGCAUGUUGGAGAUUGGACAUACCAAAGGAAGUUGAGGAAACAGACAUCAGCUGAGUUCAAAUAAAAUUGUUCUUAAUUAUUUGUGUCGUACCUUACAGAGUAAUAUUAUUUUGUUACUAGGCUGUUAAAAGGAUGCUUAGAAUUUAACCUCUGGGUACUUUAGGUAGGUUUCUGAUUCCUACAGAAGUCAUCAUUUAAGGCAGAACAUAUGAGAGUUUUGGAAUGUUCAUGUGACAUGUAGAUAUUCUUAGAUAUAUAAGAUGGAGAGAUUUAGUGCCAAA